GACACAUGUUACUAGGCUACUUACAGGAAGCUAUACACCAGCUGUUCGUAAUACAGUAGGCUGCGAUGUUUUUGUCAUCACAAAAAGUUAAGCAAGUUACAUACACUAGUAUCAGAAGCCCAUCCCACCGGGCAAUAAACCACAUCCUUAUUUGGACGAUACACGCGUCUUUUUCUUUUUUAGAAAGCACGUUUAACUGACAGACAGGAGCUGGCCAAGACAAGGGAGCGGAAUUCAAUCAGAGGUGGAUCGCUGAAGACUCGUUUCAGUGGCGCCCAGAGACCCGAGUCACUUUUCACUUCUACCUCCAUUGGAUUACUGUUUUCACACUGACCUGUUGGAAUAUAACAUGUUGAAAAUGGAAAGGAAAGCUUUUUGUAGGAGAUUGUGUACUGUACUAUUCUUUACCAACUGUGUUUCAGGUAACUAUCCCAAGGCACAGAACGUUUCCUGGUUGUCUAUCAACUUCAAAACACUACUUAUGUGGGAUCCUAAACCUUUCAACUAUUCAUACACUAUUGAAUAUUCUGUUAUUGGUCAGAUAAGAGAGUGGAACCAACACUGUAUUCGGACCAUGUUGACUGAGUGUGACCUGUCCAACGUUCUGACUGACCUGAAGGCCACAUACUCAGCUGAUGUCCUCUCAGAACCCCUACACAGAGUGAACUCUGACCUCACAGAGUUCCCCCACACCAGUUCGGAAGGGUUCACACCUUACCAAGACACUCUUAUAGGCAGACCUGAGUUCAAGAUUGAGGUGAGCAAAGAUAAGAGGAAGAUCACUCUGUAUGUAGAAGACCCUCCCAUAGCCCUGUUCAACGAGCAGAACAAACUGAAGACCAUGCGGGAUGUCUUCGCUGAUGAGCUGCAGUACAAAGUCACCUUUGGGAAAGCAACAAGCACGGGCAAGAAAACCAAGAUGUCUGCCAGCAGUGAGAUAGAGCUAGACAGGAGGGAUAUAGAGCCUGGGGUGAGCUACUGCUUUAAAGUCCAGGCCUACAUCCCCUCCCGCAGCACAGACAAACAGCUGGGAGAGCUCAGUCAAACACAGUGUUCACCGGGUGCCAAUAAGUCCUUCUUUGAAGAGUUUGGAAUCGGUGUGAUCGCUGGGUUCAUCCUCCUCGUCAUUACGAUCAUAGUGGUGGCUGUCGUAGUCACAGUGGUGUGCUGCCGACGCACAAGGAAAGCCAACACAAGUGGGAAAGAAGGAGUGCCACUAAGAAGUGUGUAAAAAAUGUAUCGUCGACACACAAUUGGGAACACAAUGUACAGCUAAACUGGACUUUGAAAUGGAGGCUGCAGGUCAACAUUCUUCUGUGAAAUCGCACAGUGAAUAUGUUACACAUACCGUAAUGUAUAUUUUGUUUCCGUGCAUUGCUCCAAUAUUUUCCUUUUUAUUUGUUGAGUGGCUCUUCUACUGCUGUGAAUAUUAGCUUUCAGAAACACUACCACUACCAGCGUGUUUUAUAUCGUUUUUUAACUUGAUAUGAUCUUUGGGAAAAUAUAUCUUGAUUUUUGGGAGACGGCUGAAAACGAAAACGAAAACGAAAUGAUGAUUAGUAGGAUAUAUCAUUUUUUAUGAAGAUCCCUAAUGUAUAAUGUGUAGUCAUUCUGGAAGUCCUAUUUGUUUAUUUGGUUAUUUUAAGAUAUAUUUAUGUUGUAGAGCAGAGAUCAUCCACUAGAUUAAGCCGCGGGCUGAUUUUUUUCUUGAGCGGAUGGUCGGGGGGCCGGAACAUAAUUACAAAUCACUUGUAGACUGUAAAUUGACCACAAGAAGCCCAAACAGAUAGUCAUUUCAAAUCUUGCCUACCUUUGUAUCAGAUCACGUUUCUCUCUUUUAUCCGUGGGAAUACUUGGGAAAAGAUUUCUUAAAUUAAAAUCACUAGGAGCUGAAUUCCUGCUGUUUCUACAGUCUAUUAUGUCCACAAAAUAAAAUUAUUUUUUAUUUGUUUUUUUUUGCUCAGAAAAACACCCGCAGGCCAAAUUCGGUCCGCGUGCCACCAGUUGGGGACCCCUGGUUUAGAGGUUUGAGUGAUCAGUAAAUAGUAUUGUCUGGAGAUUUAAUAUAAAUUUAUACCAAACAUUUAGGCAAAUACUUAAAAGUAAAAGCCAUAAAUCAUACACUAUGGUCAAAUUCAUAGAGUACGCAAUGUAGGUCAAGUCAUCAAAAUUGCAAACAUGUAGUAUGCUUGGAAAGGGUACAUCCUUAUGGUCAUUGUGAAACACUACCACUACAUGGAAAAGGGUACAUCCUGAUGGUCAUUGUAAAACACUACCACUACAUGGAAAAGGGUACAUCCUGAUGGUCAUUGUAAAACACUACCACUACAUGGAAAAGGGUACAUCCUGAUGGUCAUUGUAAAACACUACCACUACAUGGAAAAGGGUACAUCCUGAUGGUCAUUGUAAAACACUACCACUACAUGGAAAAGGGUACAUCCUGAUGGUCAUUGUGAAACACUACCACUACAUGGAAAAGGGUACAUCCUGAUGGUCAUUGUGAAACACUACCACUACAUGGAAAAGGGUACAUCCUGAUGGUCAUUGUGAAACACUACCACUACAUGGAAAAGGGUACAUCCUGAUGGUCAUUGUAAAACACUACCACUACAUGGAAAAGGGUACAUCCUGAUGGUCAUUGUAAAACACUACCACUACAUGGAAAAGGGUACAUCCUGAUGGUCAUUGUGAAACACUACCACUACAUGGAAAAGGGUACAUCCUGAUGGUCAUUGUGAAACACUACCACUACAUGGAAAAGGGUACAUCCUGAUGGUCAUUGUGAAACACUACCACUACAUGGAAAAGGGUACAUCCUGAUGGUCAUUGUAAAACACUACCACUACAUGGAAAAGGGUACAUCCUGAUGGUCAUUGUAAAACACUACCACUACAUGGAAAAGGGUACAUCCUGAUGGUCAUUGUAAAACACUACCACUACAUGGAAAAGGGUACAUCCUGAUGGUCAUUGUGAAACAAUGCAUUUACUUCCAAAUGACCUUGUAUGCUCCAUUUAGAUAGCUCACUUUUGUACCUUCAUUUAACUAGGCAAGUCAGUUAAGAACACAUUCUUAUUUACAUUGACAGCCUACCAGGGAACAGUGCAUUAACUGCCUUGUUCAGGGGCAGAAUGACAGAUUUUGACCUUAUCAGUUUGGGGAUUUGAUCUAGCAACCUUUCGGUUACUGGCCCACUAGGCUACCUGCCGCCUCUACACUCUAACCACUAGGCUACCUGCCACCUCUACACUCUAACCACUAGGCUACCUGCCGCCUCUAUUCUCUAACCACUAGGCUACCUGCCGCCUCUAUUCUCUAACCACUAGGCUACCUGCCGCCUCUACACUCUAACCACUAGGCUACCUGCCUCCUCCACACUCUAACCACUAGGCUACCUGCCGCCUCUACACUCUAACCACUAGGCUACCUGCCGCCUCUACACUCUAACCACUCGGCUACCUGCCGCCUCUACACUCUAACCACUAGGGUACCUGCCGCCUCUACACUCUAACCACUAGGCUACCUGCCGCCCAAUAGCUCACUCGUUUACAUUUGAAGUUUCCUCACCUGUCUGUGACUUACUUCAAUAAAUAAACUAUAUAACAUUAAAGGCCUGAUUGCUAGGUUCAUUUUAAGAUGUCAGGCUUGAUAAUACGUUCAACCAUUUUGGUACAGUGACUCACUACCCAAACCAGACGCAACUGGUUUCCAAGUGGCCAAGAGACGUCAUGUGAUCUCUUUACUGCCAUCUAGGGGACAAACUGGGUAUCAGACAGGGGAUAUAUAUAUUUAAAUCAAUGGAUAGAUAGAGACUCAGCUUGGCAAGUUGCAAAACAGCUGCGCUUUUAAAAUGGCUGUGUUCCAAUGAGUAUUCACAAAUGUGUAGAGGGCCACCAUUAGGUAAAAUAUCUAAUAAUAAAAAAAUGUGUUAUCCUUUUAGAACAGUAAUUGGUGAUUGGUAAUUGGUAUUUUAUUUGAAACCUAGACUUUAAAGUCUCUUAUGCACCAACAUGGGGACAAUUGCCCCCACCCCCCCCCCCCCACUCCCUGAAAACAAUUAAUACGAAUAUGAAUUUCAGUUGUUUUGGCCUGCUGUA
This is a messenger RNA of Salvelinus fontinalis (brook trout), 4095 nucleotides long. RefSeq names its product tissue factor-like. Gene Ontology annotation, biological process: blood coagulation. NCBI's taxonomy places the organism in Eukaryota, Metazoa, Chordata, Actinopteri, Salmoniformes, Salmonidae. Gene Ontology annotation, cellular component: membrane. Gene Ontology annotation, molecular function: protein binding. The coding region runs from base 350 to 1231 and encodes 293 amino acids. The transcript is spliced from 6 exons. The record is from RefSeq and is a predicted model, not a curated record.